AAAAAUAUAACAAAGGGAGAGAGAAGCCUAAAACUAAAACACAUUCUCCUCCCAUUAGUUGCUUACAUACCACGUUUCUAUACCUUCUCCCACACCUGCAUUUAUGGCCUUCUCUUCCUCACUACUCUCCUUUUUCUUCAUCCUUUAAAGGUUAGUUCCAUGCUUUCCCCCCUUCCUCUGUUCAUCCACUUUCCCUAUAAUAUUCCAUGAACUUUUCUUGUCCCUGAUGAAUUAUUGACUAUAAAGUAUCCGGGGUCAAUAAUCCGCUUCUGUUUCAGGCAUCUUUGAAAUAGGAACUGUUAGGCAGAACACCAUUUCCACUGUCACUUUCUUGAACUAUAAAGAUUGGGUUUUUUUUUGUGAUGGAGAAUUUGUGUGGGAGAUUUGGAGUUGAGGAUCCUACGCAGGAGAUGGAUUUGCCCCCGGGGUUUCGAUUCCAUCCGACGGAUGAAGAGCUCAUCACCCAUUACUUGUCAUACAAGGUUUUGGACUCCUCCUUCUCUGCCAUUGCUAUUGCAGAAGUUGAUAUGAACAAGGUUGAGCCUUGGGACUUGCCAUGGGAAGCAAGAAUAGGGGAAAAAGAGUGGUACUUUUUUUGUGUGAGGGACAAGAAGUAUCCCACGGGGAUGAGAACAAACAGAGCCACGGCAGCAGGGUAUUGGAAAGCCACGGGGAAAGACAAGGAGAUUUUCAGAGGAAAAUGUCUGGUCGGAAUGAAGAAAACUCUCGUUUUCUACAUGGGAAGAGCUCCCAUGGGUGUCAAGACCAAUUGGGUCAGCCAUGAGUACCGAUUGGAAGGGGAAUUCUCUCUUCACAACCUCAACAAGGUUGCUGCUACUAAGGAACAGAAUGAUUGGGUUAUCUGCAGAGUGUUUCAGAAGAGCUCUGGUGGCAAAAAGGUUCAUAUUUCUGGGAUGAUACGAUGCAAUCCGCCACCACUAACGGAUUCAUCGCCGUCCAAUAGCAAGCCCGGAACCGCCGCCGCCGCAUCCGAAUCAGGCGGCUACGUGCACUGCUUCUCCAACAACAGUACGAUCAAACAAGAAGACGAGAACAUGAUGAUGGGUUUCAACGCUUCUUCAUUCCUGGGCUCCUCCAUCCCAAACUCUUUCCCGUCUAGUUUUUCGGCAUGGGACUCGCUCCCCAUGCAAGACCCUGCAGUUCUGCGGAGCUGGCUUGCAAACUAUGGGCAGCAGCAAGGUUUCAAGACAGAGAAGGAGAUGGUGUUGAGUACUGUGCUGUCACAAGAAAUGAUACGUGUGGGAAGUGAUGACAAUAACAACACUGAAAUCCCAAAUGUGGUGUCAAAUCUCGGGAAGGGAGAGAGGUGUUUAGAACAUCAAGAGGUGCCUCCAUCAACAACGCCUCUGCCACAAGUCUUUGACAGCAUCUGGAGUUACUGAUAAUUAAACACUUGUCUUUGAAAGAGAAAUGUUGGAAAUAUUUCCCAACACAUGGGGAUCGGGGAGUAACUAAUCAUUGAAGUUAGACUACUGUAAUUACUAUUAAUAUAUUCCGAGUAUAUAAAUCAUAAAUUAGUGAUUUUCAAAUUUUAUGUUCCCUGAAUAAUUUAAAGUGUUUUGACUUCUGACAGUAUCAUCAUCUAUUCGAAGCUCAAAAUAAUGAUCUGUAUCA
Molecule: messenger RNA, 1635 nt
Organism: Cuscuta europaea
Lineage: Eukaryota; Viridiplantae; Streptophyta; Magnoliopsida; Solanales; Convolvulaceae
Source: the annotation of a GenBank genome assembly